ACCAGGCGGCUACUUUUCACCCGCUAAAUCUAGCAGGCGCUGACAAACGGCAUAUCAAAGUACACCUUAAAAAAAUCAAAAUCUAAGAUUGUUAUUGCAGGUGGAGUGAUUGCGGAAUUCGGUCAUGAAACCUAACAAGCUGAAAAUGCAGAAGCAAAUCUUUCAGAGCGUAUUCGUAGGAGUGGCGGUUCUUCUGCUGCCUCUGUUGCGUCCACAUCUUUUCAAUCCGCUUGGAAAUGCUAUGCCUUCACUUUUCUCGGAAUGGAAAGCACCUAAAGCUAGAUAUCCUGCUUUACUGGAAGCUGUUUCAAAGUCUAGACUUUUGGAGGGGGAGCCUUCUGAUCUUUGGGAGACAUUGCCAAAUCAAGGCUGGCAACCUUGUACUGAAAGAUUGACCUCGUCCAAACCUCCUGGAAAGACGCAAGGAUAUCUCCAAGUUUUCCUGGAAGGGGGUCUCAAUCAACAACGAAUGGGGAUAUGCGAUGCAGUUGCUGUUGCUAAAAUCUUGAAUGCUACAUUGGUUGUUCCUCAUUUUGAUAUGAAUCCUGUUUGGCGAGAUUCAAGCUCAUUUGCAGAUAUUUUUGAUGUGGAUCACUUUAUACAAACUCUAAAGGAUGAUGUGACUAUAGUGAAAGACUUACCAAGAGAAUUUCGCUGGAGCACUCGAGAAUAUUAUGCAACAGGAAUUCGAGAUACAAGGGUGAAGACAGCACCUGUCCAUGCUCCAGCCAACUGGUUUCUAGAGAAUGUGCUUCCUGUAUUGAAGAGUUAUGGAAUUGUUGCAAUUGCCCCCUUCUCACAUCGACUGGCUUUUGAUAACAUACCCGUAGAAAUCCAACGAUUACGUUGCAAAGUUAAUUUUCAGGCCCUAACUUUCAUUCCUUACAUUCGUUCUCUUGGAGAUGUGCUUGUAAGUCGCCUGAGAUCACAUUCUCAUAGCAUCCAACGAGCAGGUCAAAGAAACUUCCAGGCAGAACCAAAUGGAGAUGCUUAUGCAGGGUCUGGAAAAUUUGUGGUCCUUCAUCUUCGGUUUGACAAGGAUAUGGCUGCUCAUUCUGCUUGCAAUUUUGGAGGUGGUAGAGCAGAGCAAUUAGCCCUUGCAAAGUAUAGGCAAGUACUUUGGCAAGGGCGAGUGCUGAAUUCACAAUUUUCUGAUGAAGAGCUUCGAAGUCAGGGAAAGUGCCCCUUGACCCCAGAAGAAAUCGGAUUGUUAUUAGCAGCUUUAGGAUUUAACAAUAAAACCAGACUUUAUCUUGCUUCUCAUAAGGUCUAUGGAGGGGAAGCAAGAAUUUCAAUACUGCGACAAUUGUUCCCUUUGAUGGAAGACAAAAAAAGUCUUGCAAAAGAGGAGGAACUUGCACAGCUUGAAGGGAAAGCUUCUGUUUCAGCUGCUGUGGAUUAUUAUGUUAGUACACAGAGUGAUAUCUUUAUUUCAGCAUCACCUGGCAAUAUGCACAAUGCUUUGAUGGCACAACGCUCCUAUGAUUAUCAUAAGAAAACAAUUCGUCCACACAUGAUUUUAUUGGGUCAAUUGUUCCUUAAUAGGACUAUUGAAUGGUCAGACUUUCAACAGAGUAUUAGAAUGGGCCAUAAGCAAAGACAAGGGCAACUCAGGAUACGGAAAGAAAAACAGUCAAUAUAUACAUAUCCUGCUCCAGAUUGCAUGUGCCAAGUGAGUUAGUGGUUUGAGAAGGUGAUCAGGUUCUCCAACAAGUAUACUGAUCUGGAAACUUGGGUAGUUGGGUGAAUAGUUUGCAGGUCAUCAAUUUUUGUCCUAUUGAAAAUUGUUAGAAAUUUCUGCUCAAGGCAGUGUACAGAAUAGGAAUCUAGAUGCUAUCUUUUGAAAACUGCUACAAUCAUUUGGUACAUACUUUGCCUUCUACAUAGAAGGUUAUUAUUCUUUUUAAUCUAUUCUAUCUUAUGUGAA
This is a messenger RNA of Cryptomeria japonica (Japanese cedar), 1927 nucleotides long. Its product is annotated as O-fucosyltransferase 31. NCBI's taxonomy places the organism in Eukaryota, Viridiplantae, Streptophyta, Pinopsida, Cupressales, Cupressaceae. Bases 125 to 1681 code for a protein of 518 amino acids. The record is from RefSeq and is a predicted model, not a curated record. The transcript is spliced from 10 exons.